Cuscuta campestris is the source of this 3685-nucleotide messenger RNA. NCBI's taxonomy places the organism in Eukaryota, Viridiplantae, Streptophyta, Magnoliopsida, Solanales, Convolvulaceae. The record is from the annotation of a GenBank genome assembly.
CGUCUUCUCGAGGAAGAGGAACCCUUGAGUUAUUAUUACAGUAUUAUCAGGGUUUAAGCUUUUAUCUUCCCUCUCAUGGGCGUGCCCCUUAGCUCAUGGACCUUGUAAUCUACCCCACUCCUCUUUCCACCCUGCAGCGCCAACCUUCAUUUCUUUCCCCCUUAAGCCUCGCCUUCCCCAGAACUAAAAAAAUCCGCCUACUCUCCCAUUCUUCACCCCUCUGUGGCCGCUCGAGAUUCCGGAUUUCAGCUCAGUUUCACCGGCGCUCCGUCCGCCAGAACCAUCUGAGAAGAAAGAUCCAACGUCAGGAGGUUAGUGGUGGCGAUUCUGUUAUUUCUUCUCCCAUUUCUCAAAGUGCCAAGGAAAUUGAAAAUGUUGAUCGAAUUGGGAAAAAUCUUGAUUCUCACAUUCUUCGAGAGUCCACUACCCUGCGGGGUGAUAUUAAUCUAUCAGUCCCUUCUGGGGGAGAAUCCCUCUUGUUGGAUAAAUUAGAGAAUUGGGUUGAGCAGUAUAGGAAGGACACGGAGUUCUGGGGCAUUGGGACAUGUCCCAUCUUCACGGUUUAUGGAGAUUCUCAGGGUAAGGUUGAAAGGGUUGUUGUAAACGAGGACGAAAUCCUCAGAAGGAGCAGAGUUCCGCCACCAUUGUUUAAGGAUGUUGCGGCGGUUGAGGAUCUCAGUGAAGUCAAUGAAAAACUAUCCGUUGCCAAAUCGUUGGCUCGGGAAAUGGAAACUGGGAAAAAUGUGAUACCAACAAACAGUUCGGUUGCAAAGUUUCUGAUCUCCGAUGAGGGGAAGCUAGACAUUGUCCUGAAGGGGACGACAAGUGGGUUCAGUCUAAAUCCGAGCUCCUAUAAAAUUCCACCUCAUUCUGGAAUUGCAGUAUUGUGUGGUCUUGUUGCAACACUGGGUAUGAAGACGUUGUUUAAGUCUGGGAAGAGUGAACAGUACCUUACAAGAUUAGAGAAAGAAAUGCUGAGGAGAAAGAGAGAAGCUAGAGUGAAGAAAGAGAAAAUGGUGAUUGGUGGUGUGGAAGUUGUCCGUGGAUUCGCAGAGCAUAACAACAUCCUUUCUAUUGAACGGCCUGAGCUUGAUAAAGAAAAACUCAUGACUAGCAUAACGAAUUCAACGGAGUCACGUAAUAAACCAAGAUUGCCAGAACAUUCAAGCAACCUGCAUAUCAGCGAUGCAGAAUUUGAGAAUAAGAUUCAUGAAAUCAGAGAGUUGGCUAGGCAUGCUAGAGAAUUGGAAGAUAAAGGUCCUUUUUCAAAUAAAGAUGGAGAAGAAAAAGAAGUUAGAAUACUGAGUUGUGUAGCUUCAAAGAAUCUUGAUAGUGCUAUAAGUUCUACAGGAAAUGUAAGUGAAUUGAUGCAUGAUGCGAGCUUGUUGAAUAAUGUCGCUGGCAUAACUGAACAAUCUGACAGUGCAGGUGGCCUCCCAAGCAAGCCACGUAAAAAUCGUAAGAAAACAAAAUCAAGGAUCAUAACGUCGGUGAAGGAAGCUAGAGAAUACCUUUCUAGGAAAUGUGAAGAAACCCAAGAGAGAAUAGUGGCAACUGUCGAAGAAGUAGACACCGAAGCCGCCAAUCUAGUGGAAAAGAAAGAUAUUGGCCAUGUGCGCGUGAAACCUGAUGGGUACUUGGAAAGUUCUAAUUACGGAAGGAAAAAACCUGUUCCCCAAGCCUGUUUUGAACAGGCUGAUUCCCCACCUACCAAUUCAAUGGAGUUCUUCAAUGGCUCUAAUUGUGAUAUGGAGAAAUAUCUUCCAAUUGAUAAUAAUUCUGUAGCUCCACCAGGCAACUCAGCAAUGGAGAAUAGCUCGAAGCAGGAUGAUGAUGAGAACUUGCUUGUCUCACCCUCCAUUUCACUUGAAGCAUCAACUAACUGUGAGGAUUCCACUUUCACAAAUGAGCCAUCUGCUCCAGCCAUGGAAAUCCUAAAGGAUGUCAAGGAAAGAGUAGCAGAAUGUUCAGAUAUUCCAGAAACUCCCUCUGGCUUAAAAGAGACGGCUCCGUUCGUAAAUAAGGAGAAUUGGUUGGAGAAGAAUUUUCAUGUACUUGAGCCAGUAAUCAAGAAAAUGCAGACAGGCUUUAGGGAUAACUACUUGGUUGCAAAAGAUAAAUCUAAUCUAGAGUUGGAUGCAAAGUCAAAUCCACUUAAUCUUGAGAGUAGUAAAUACGGUGGAGAACUUGAAUGGGUGGAAGAUGAAAGGCUCCAAGGGAUUGUAUUUAAAGUUCGAGACAAUGAGCUAGCUGGAAGAGACCCGUUUUUCCUAAUGAGCGAAGAUGAUAAACUUGCUUUCUUUGAUGGCCUUGAGAAGAAAGUUGAACAAGAGAACAAGCAGCUUUUGAAUUUGCAUGAAUGGCUGCAUGCAAACAUUGAAAACCUUGAUUAUGGAACAGAUGGUAUCAGUUUGUAUGACCCACCACAGAAAAUAAUGCCUCGGUGGCGAAGUCCUCCCAUGGAGAAAAUUCAGGAGUUACUAAAUAGCAAUGUGGGGCUGGGAAAGACAGCUAAGGGAAGUACUAAAGACUCUAGUCUCCAAAAUACAUACGGGCGAGAGGCACAUCUGAAACCAGCAGAAUCUCCAUCGAAUGCUAAAGUCAGUUCUUCUUUGUUGAAGAAGCCUGCAAAAGCUCCAAAGACCAUUAUAGAAGGAAGUGACGGUUCAACUCGAGCUGGGAAAAAAUCUGGGAAAGAGUAUUGGGAGCAUACAAAGAAAUGGUCACGAGAGUUCCUAGAGUCGUACAAUGCAGAGACAGACCCAGAAAUUAAAAGUAUUAUGAGAAAUAUAGGGAAGGACUUGGACAGAUGGAUUACUGAGAAAGAGAUACAAGAAGCCAGUGAACUCAUUGAUGGAUUGCCCAACAGGGGGAAAAAGUUCAUCAGUGAGAAACUCGACAAAGUCAGAAGAGAAAUGGAAGUAUUUGGACCUCAAGCUGUGGUGAGCAAAUAUCGCGAGUAUGGUGAUGAGAAGGAAGAGGAUUACUUGUGGUGGCUAGAUUUGCCACAUAUACUGUGCAUUGAAAUGUACAUCAAGCAAGAAGGGGAGAUGAAAGUGGGCUUCUAUUCAUUGGAAAUGGCUUCUGAUUUGCAAUUGGACCCUCCACCAAAUCAUGUUAUCGGUUUUGAGGAUGCUGGAGACUGUAAAAAUAUGUGCUACAUCAUACAAGCUCACUUGGAAUCACUUGGCCAUGGAAAUGCCUUUGUUGUCGCGCAGCAUCCGAAGGAUGCUUUCCGGGCAGCCAAAGCAAAUGGUUUUGGUGUAACUGUGAUCAAGAAAGGGGAGCUGCAGCUGAAUGUUGACCAGCGGCUAGAAGAGGUGGAGGAGUUUAUCUGCGAAAUAGGGAGUAAGAUAUACCAUGAUAGACUCAUGCGGGAACGUGGUGUUGAUAUGGAGGCUGUAGUGAAGGGCAUGUUUGGUACUGGAAAGGAACCUCCCUGCAGUAAUAAGACAACAGAGAGAAAACAAAGGAAGCUGCUUGACAUUGACAGUACAAGGAAAUAGCUCAAAGUAUGAGUAGUUGUGGAAAUUGUAAAUCCAAAUCAAGCUUGUAACAGAAUUCUCAAGGCUUCUUUAGCUCAGUCUAUACAGCUUGUCGUGCAACACAAUAUGAACCUCUCUCUCUCUCUCAUACACACACUUGUUAUGUUUUUUUUUCAAAUGAAUAAACGAUGUGGAGGCAG